AUGGGGGAUUUUUUACCUUUUUCUUCCUCAGAGAGUUCCCUAAUUGAAGAUAGAACUAUUGAGAGUGUUCUAGAGAAUGAAACAAUGAAAAAGAGCAGCACGGUAAUUAUGGAUGGAUCAUCGAAUAAGUUUAGACAAUUUGUAUCUAUGGGAUAUACAGGUGAGACAUAUUAUGACUAUGAUACUCCAUUUGGACCUAAUGAUGAUAUUUGCAUCCUACACUUUAAUGAUGUAUACAAUAUUGAAGAAGGUCCAGAUGGUAUGGGAGGAGUAGCACGUUUUGUAGAAGCUUUAAAAUCUUUCCAUCCAGCAAAUCCACUUUUGUUAUUUUCUGGUGAUGUUUUUAAUCCUUCAAUAAUGUCUAUUACUACUAAAGGCAGGCAUAUGGUACCUUUUUUGAAUAUGAUGCGAGUCCAUACAGCAUGUUUUGGUAAUCAUGACUUUGAUUUUGGUAUUGAUCACCUUGAAUACUUAACAGGAUCUUGUAAUUUCCCUUGGUUAAUAUCUAAUGUAUAUGAUGCUUAUACUGGAGAACCUUUAGCAAAUGGCAGAUCUUACAGAUUAUUUGAAUGGCAAGGAAGAAGAAUUGGAAUAAUGGGGUUAGUUGAGAGGGACUGGUUAAAAACUUUACCUACUAUUGUAGAAGAUGAUGUAAUAUACAAAGAUUUUGUAGAAGAAGCAAAUAGAUUAUCUGAAAUUCUUAGAAGUAAAGAUGCAGAACUAAUUAUAGCACUUACACAUAUGAGAGCUCCAAAUGAUGAGAGACUAGCAAAAGAAGCUCUUGAUAUAGAUUUAAUAUUAGGAGGACAUGAUCAUGAAUAUUAUGGGGUGAAACAGAUUGGAAGAACUGUAGUUGCAAAAAGUGGAACAGAUUUUAGAGAUCUAACAAUGAUUAUAAUAAAACCUGGGAAAACUUGUUUAAAAUAUCCAGCUUCUGAUACAAAAUUAAAUUUUGAAAAUUCAAAUUAUUAUCAAUCAUCUGAAAUAGACAUGGAUGAGCUUAAUAACUUAUCUAAACUAAAUGAUGACAAACUAAUACCUAAUAAUAAAGGUCAUGGUGAACUAUAUCUAACUAGAUUUUGUGGUGGUUCGAUAAUAUCCUGGUCUUAUAUUGAUGUUUCAACUUUUAAGUUAAAUAAGCAUGUUGAUAGAAUGGUUAAGAAAUAUGUAAAGGAUGUAGAAGCUCAAAUGGAUAGGAUUAUAGGUGAAAGUGCAGUUCAACUAGAAACAAGAUUUGCAAUUAUUAGAACUUCAGAAUCAAAUGCAGGAAAUUGGUUAACUGAUAUUAUGAGAGCAGCUACUAAAACAGAUAUUGCUCUUUUAAAUUCAGGAACAAUAAGGUCAGAUUGUGUAUUUAAUAUUGGACCAAUUCGUAAUCGUGAUAUAAUGAUGAUGCUACCUUUAGUAGACCCAUUAGUAAAAUUAAAAGUAUCAGGAUCUAUACUUAUACAAGUAUUGGAAAAUAGUGUAAGUAAAUGGCCUAGUAAAGAAGGCCGUUUUUUACAAGUUUCAGGAAUUAAGUUUAGAUUCAAUCCUGAUUUCCCAAGUGGUCAAAGAAUUAUUAAAGAAUCUAUAGAAGUACAAGAUAUAAAUAAAAAUGACGAAUUUGUUCCUUUAGAUAUAAAUAAAACAUAUACUGUUGUAACUAAAGAAUUUUUGUACACGGGUAAAGAUGGUUUUGAAUGUUUAAUGGAUUGUGAAUUACUAAGUAAUCCAGAAGAUAUGCCACCACUUCCUACUCUUGUAAGAAAUGUGUUCUCAUUAGCAGCAAUGGCAAAUGGAUAUAGAAAACCCCACAAUGUGUCCACUGCUAGAAAAUUAAAAUCUUUUUUAUCUAAUCCUCAGUUAACUCGUACUGGUCUUUCAAGAAUCACUUCAAAAUUACCAUCACAUGAAACAACAAAAUUGCAAUUACCAACAGCUAAUUUAGGAUCUAUUUCAAUAUCUUAUCCUGAUGAAACUGGAAAUUAUUGUCAGACAUUAGCUGAUAACAUACAAGAUAAAGACUAUGUCUUCAUGAUACAGGUUUCAAGAGAAGGAAGGAUUAUUAGAGAAGGGAACUCUACAGAUCCUAUUAUAGAAGCUGGCUUAGAAAGAGUUGAUUAA
This is a messenger RNA of Cryptosporidium muris RN66, 2106 nucleotides long. RefSeq names its product 5'-nucleotidase and phosphodiesterase protein, putative. The coding region runs from base 1 to 2106 and encodes 701 amino acids. The transcript has a single exon. NCBI's taxonomy places the organism in Eukaryota, Apicomplexa, Conoidasida, Eucoccidiorida, Cryptosporidiidae. The record is from RefSeq and is a predicted model, not a curated record. Gene Ontology annotation, biological process: nucleotide catabolic process. Gene Ontology annotation, molecular function: hydrolase activity.